AGUCAAUUAUCCUAUUUUCACAGGAAAAGUUUCUAUGUGGAUUAAGGCAUUUAUCAGCUAAAUGCAGUUUCUAGUGCUAUUAGAGAAAUAGAAAGGGGUGGAGGAGGAUUGCUGAACGCUUUGUAAGGAAAUGCUGCUUCCUUGCCCACCUCCUGCUUCCUCCAGCUGGCGGAGUUGAUUUCACUCUUUCAGAUAUGUAAGUGGCCAUCAUUUGCUUCUAGCAACUUUUGCCUUAGCUGACUUCCUUUUAGGGAAGGGGGAGAAGGGACAGAAUAGUAGUUGGGAUUUCUUCGUCUUUAAAUGGGAUUGAUUGAUUGAUUGUUUCCCGGUGUCUAGUCCCUUGACUCUCCAGACAUUGUAUUAACUUUGCAGUUUAAGUGGCGCCCCAGGAGCAGGACAGCAUGGCCUUUUCAUGACCAUUCUAGGCUCCCGAGUAAGAAAACUUUAUCCAAGCAAAGCUAUAUGAAGGAUUGUGGUUGCGUAGAUUGCUUAAGGAUAAGUGAUUUACACUUGGAGGGUUUACAAAAGUGCUUCGGGAGAAGGUCCCAGUUUGAGCGUCUGUGCCUAGAGAAGGACGACAGGUGCUCAGGUCGGUUUUCAGCGGCUCUCAUGAGAAGCCCAGUGAGACGUUUAAACAGCUCUCCACCCUCGGACACUCCCCGGCGGGAGAACUGGAGGAGGGGCUGUGGCCGGCAAAACGGCAAGUGGUCCUGCCAGGAGCAGGGAGGUCAGGAGAGAAGUCCGCCUGGAAGUUUUCCCAGCGCAGCGGGCCGGAAAAGCCAGCCGACUGCAAAGAGAAGCGCUUAGUUGCCUCUACGCCCUCCUCCCACCUUGUUUCAGCCCACACCCACGGCGCCCCGCCCCCUCGGACUUAAUAGAGGGGCUGGGCACCCGGCCUCGCCUGGGAGCCUGAGGCUUUCCCGAGCGUAACACGCGCUUUCCUAGCCUGAAAGAUCCGGCGGCGCUACUGCAGCGGCGGGAGUAGCGAAGCUAGGCGGAGGCUGCGCCCCGCACCAUGGAGGGCAGUCCAGUCCCACUCUGGGUCGCCACUGGCCUUGGUCACUGCCCGAGACCCCUCUGCCAGCUCUCUCUGCUGCUUUCCGGGCGCCAUCCACUCCUCACCUCAAAGCCAACAUGAAGGAACCCCGGGGCGACGGCGGGGGCGCCCCCUUCUGCACCCGCCUCAACAAUUCCUACCCCGGCAUGUGGGCGCACGAGCGCUCCGCGGAGGCGCGGGGCAACCUCACCCGGCCCCCAGGGUCCAGCGAGGACUGCGGAUCAGUGUCCGUGGCCUUCCCAAUUACCAUGCUGAUUACCGGCUUCGUGGGCAACGCGCUAGCCAUGCUGCUUGUGUCUCGCACCUACCGGCGCCGGGAGAGCAAACGCAAGAAGUCCUUCCUGUUGUGCAUCGGCUGGCUAGCGCUCACCGACCUGGUCGGGCAGCUGCUAACCAGCCCGGUGGUCAUUGUCGUGUACCUCUCCAAGCAGCGUUGGGAGCAGCAUGACCCGUCGGGGCGGCUGUGUACCUUCUUCGGUCUGACUAUGACUGUUUUUGGGCUCUCCUCGCUCUUCAUUGCCAGCGCCAUGGCCGUCGAGCGGGCACUGGCCAUUCGGGCGCCACACUGGUAUGCGAGCCACAUGAAGACACGCGCUACCCGUGCGGUGCUGUUCUGUGUGUGGUUGUCAGUGCUGGCCUUUGCCCUGUUGCCUGUGUUGGGUGUAGGCCAGUACACUGUCCAGUGGCCCGGGACGUGGUGUUUCAUCAGCACCGGGCGAGGGGGCAACGGGACUAACUCUUCGAACAACUGGGGCAACGUUUUCUUCGCCUCCACGUUCGCCUUCCUGGGGCUCUUAGCUCUGGCGGUCACCUUCGCCUGUAACCUGGCCACCAUUAAGGCCCUGGUGUCCCGUUGCCGGGCCAAAGCCGCGGCAUCGCAGUCCAGUGCCCAGUGGGGCCGCAUCACAACUGAGACGGCCAUCCAACUUAUGGGGAUCAUGUGCGUGCUGUCAGUCUGCUGGUCGCCGCUUUUGAUAAUGAUGUUGAAUAUGAUCUUCAACGAGACAUCUGUUGAGCAUUGCAAAACGCAGACAGAAAAGCAGAAAGAAUGCAACUUCUUCUUAAUAGCUGUUCGCCUGGCUUCACUGAACCAGAUCUUGGAUCCCUGGGUUUAUCUGCUGCUAAGAAAGAUCCUUCUUCGAAAGUUUUGCCAGAUCAGGUAUCACACAAACAACUACGCAUCCAGCUCCACCUCCUUACCCCACCAGUGCUCCUCAACCUUGAUGUGGAGUGACCACUUGGAAAGAUAAUGAAAGAACAGAGCUGGACUUAUAGCGCAGUUCCUGCUUCCCCGAGUCUGUGUGUUUCUUUCCACCCAAGAAGAACAUUAUGUUUUUUGGACUAUAUCUUUAUUUUUGUCUCAUUUUUCUAUUUUAGUUUUUUUUUUUUUUUUCUUGUCAGUAAUACACUCGGAGAGCAGUUUUAUUGUUAUAACCCAUGCCUCCGAAUGUUAAAUUCAUUUCUUGGGAGAUUCUGAGCAAGCUUGAAGAAGCUGAGUAGGAUUCCACAGAGGACGAUUUAUGGAAAAGACAAGCAAAAGAAUGACUCACAUUUCAAGAGUUUCCUCCAACUUGAAACAUUUAUUCGAAUCUUAACUAAGAUGGACAGCUGUUCAUUCUAUAAUGAUUUUGAUUUUGCAACAUGAAUUUGAAAAAUCAGUGUAUAUUUUGACAGUGAAAAGUCAACACAUGGAGAGCAAGAAUUCUAUUAAGAGGACAUGAACUUAAUGAGACAGAAAACAAGCCUAGUGAGGGCAGGAGAGUCUCUGUGGAGAUGUGGUGUCCCUCUGGGCUUAGUUCAGAAAUAAACGUUCUUCAGUUUAAAUUCUGGUUAUAGGUCAUUAGGUAAUUCAGGAUUGCUUUAUUGCUAUUUCUUUGCUUUUAAAGACAAAGGAUUGAUGCAGCUAAGGGCAUCCUUGAUGUGUUAUAAACAAUUAGGAGGCUAUCAGGUUAUUCAGUUAAAGCAAUAAAAAAUAAAUUCAUACAUAGCCUUCUAGUUAUAUCUUCAUUUUUAUUCUACUUUUGAGUCACUAUCAGUUUGAGAUUUCUUCUCAGGCAGCAUACAAAGAGGUAAAAUUAAUAAAUGACAGUUAUUCUGCAUCAAGUUUUGUUACUUUUUGUGAAAUAAAAGGAUCUUCUUUGUAUUGCAAUAAAAAAAAUUCUGUGGAUUUUUAAAAAA
Molecule: messenger RNA, 3235 nt
Organism: Marmota flaviventris (yellow-bellied marmot)
Lineage: Eukaryota; Metazoa; Chordata; Mammalia; Rodentia; Sciuridae
Gene: Ptger3
Product: prostaglandin E receptor 3
Biological process (GO): inflammatory response; adenylate cyclase-activating G protein-coupled receptor signaling pathway; intestine smooth muscle contraction
Cellular component (GO): plasma membrane
Molecular function (GO): prostaglandin E receptor activity
Source: RefSeq, a predicted model, not a curated record